CCGUAAUCAUUUGGAAGCUUUUCCAAAGGCGAUCAGUCAGUCGCCAUCCGCCAACAAGCUUAGACAUUUAAAAGGAAAAACUUAGUUAACAAUUUUACAUUGAGAUCGCUGCCAAGAUGCGUUCCCUUUGGCUGCUGCUCUGCUUGGGGCUGCUGGCUUUUAGCCAAGGCCAAGCCUCCUCGGAGGAUCUAGACGAUCUGUUGGACCUAGACCUGUCAGAAAUCGAUGAGAACGAGGAAGAGUUCUUGCGCCUGCUGGAGGAAAAGAACAAGAUCAAGGACGUGGAGCGGGAGAACGAGAUUGCCAGCAAGUUGGCCGAAGUCCAGCACAAUUUACUCAAUCCCGUUGUCGAGGUGGAUCUUUGUGAGACAAUGCCUUGCGGUGCCGGUCGUAUCUGCCAGAUGCACGACGACAAACCCAAGUGCGUGUGCAUCCCAGACUGUCCCACAGAGGUGGACACUCGUCGCCUCGUCUGCACCAACACCAAUGAGACCUGGCCGUCGGAUUGUUCCGUCUAUCAGCAGCGCUGCUGGUGCGAUAGCGGAGAACCCGGCUGUACCAACCCGGACAAUGCUCAUAUGCACAUCGAUUAUUAUGGUGCCUGCCACGAGCCUAGGACUUGCGAUGGCGAGGACCUGAAAGACUUCCCCAGGCGAAUGCGCGACUGGCUGUUCAACGUGAUGCGGGACCUGGCCGAGCGCGAUGAGCUGACUGAACAUUAUAUGCAGAUGGAGCUGGAGGCCGAGACUAACAACACACGUCGUUGGUCGAAUGCUGCUGUUUGGAAGUGGUGCGAUCUGGAUGGCGAUACUGAUCGCUCCGUGUCCCGUCACGAACUGUUCCCUAUCCGGGCUCCGCUCGUCAGCCUGGAACACUGCAUUGCCCCCUUCCUAGAGUCCUGCGACUCCAAUAACGAUCACCGCAUCACCCUGGUUGAAUGGGGCGCCUGCCUGGAGCUGGAUCCUGAGGACCUCCAUGAGAGAUGCGACGAUGUCCAGCGUGCUCAGCCACAUCUUUUGGGUUAACCAACCCCGCCAAAAGGUCAUUCUGCACUCAUGUAGAAUGCAAUAAGUAGUUACUACUUGCUUCCCUAAUCCAAAAAUGUCUACUUUAGCAAGUUUUUGUCUUAUGUGCUUGGUUUUUAAUGUAAUAAAUGAUAAAUUCUUUGAAAGUA
Molecule: messenger RNA, 1174 nt
Organism: Drosophila eugracilis
Lineage: Eukaryota; Metazoa; Arthropoda; Insecta; Diptera; Drosophilidae
Gene: SPARC
Product: SPARC
Exons: 3
Coding region: 117-1025 (302 amino acids)
Biological process (GO): anatomical structure development
Molecular function (GO): calcium ion binding; extracellular matrix binding; collagen binding
Source: RefSeq, a predicted model, not a curated record